Messenger RNA from Patiria miniata (bat star), 2742 nucleotides. Its product is annotated as NXPE family member 3-like. The record is from RefSeq and is a predicted model, not a curated record. NCBI's taxonomy places the organism in Eukaryota, Metazoa, Echinodermata, Asteroidea, Valvatida, Asterinidae. The coding region runs from base 350 to 2128 and encodes 592 amino acids. The transcript has 5 exons.
AAGUCAAUUGUGCAAAAGUGGAAUUGUCACCGCGCAUUGAUAUUUUGCGUUCCGGGACAAAAGGGGGUUGUCGCAUGAAAAUUUAGUAAAUUGCUCGUGUCUGUCUCUGUUACGUUACAAUAUAGCUCUAACGCACACACGUCACAUUUCACUGUCUAAAAUAGUUUCACUAAGGCAAGCGCAGUUCAAACCAAUGAGUCCCAAUUUAACCACACCCUGUGAUGUUUCGAGCACACGGAAAUAGUCGCUGGCAGAAUUGAACGUUCAAUUCUGCUCCUUUGGACCUGGCAGUGUCUUUAGAAGUGGUCUGGACAUUGGCUCCGUCCAUCGAUCCAGUCGAUCAACAAAUAUGAAGGAAAAUGGCGCAAGUAGCGAGCUUUUUCCCCGGACUGCUGUUUGUCACUGGAAGACCUUGGUUCCUAUUACUCUCACAAUGUUGGCAACCUUGUCAUAUGCAAUGGCACUAUUCUAUCAAAGCGGACAAUUCCACUUGAUUGCACCGGUGAAGAACGUGAUUCUCCCGCCCAAAAUACUGCCACGUGGUCAGUUUUCUCUUGACCAGUCUCAGGUACCAAGAACCCCCGGAACACAGCUUGCGGCAUUGGAUCAAAACUUGCUCCUCAAAACGUGGGAUAAGACUGUAUUCAACGAUGUGGAUUCCACGGCAUACAAGAACAUAGAAGUCGUGAACAGCACGGGGAGAGGGACAAGUAUGGAGUUGACGAGUUUCAAAAUGACACAUGUCGAGCUGGUAUCACACGUAGGACGAAGCAUCAAAGUAGGGGAUGUCUUACAUUACCGAAUUCAGAGCAGGGAUUUCAACGGGAGGAAACGCAUUCUUGGCGGGGACAUGUGGUACGCUACUUUGAACUCCGAUAAAGACCCCAAGGCGAGCACCGCUGGACAUGUAGUUGACCACGGCAACGGUACCUACGACGCGUACGUGCUGGCCGCCUGGCCCGGCAACGCCAAGUUCAACUUGAUCCUGGUCCACGCAAGCGAGGCUGUGUACCACUUGAGAAACAUUGUGUGGAAUUCGGAGCGAAGGGCUAUUUGGUUGGGACGUUAUUCGUUCAAAGGCAAAACAACGGAUGCCGUGUGCUAUCUGCAGCACCAUGGGAAGUGGGAAGGGAAGUGCGAGUACCCUGCCUACCGUGCAUUGGGAAGCACUGUCUUUCUCUGUGACAAGAAACCAGAUUUUCCCUGUGAGUCCCUGUACGCACUCAACAUUCACCGUCAGGCUACAAGUAACAGAGCAAAAGAGUUGGGCAAUGGUAUGGAAUACUUAUACAAAAGGCCAUAUUUUGAGCAAGGUGUUCCCGUGACAAACUCCACAUUGCGAAUUGAAGGGUCAGGACUUGAGCAUAACAAGCUGCCUCGCUGCAAGGCGGACCAGCCGAUCCCUACAAUCCAGGGGUAUUGGAUGAAUGACAAGUGGAACUCACUCUUGUGCGAGUUCGGGACAUGGACGGAGAAGUCGUCGCUGACGUCCUGCCUCCGCGGGCAGCGUCUUGUGAUACUUGGCGAUUCAACCAUGAAUCAGUGGCUGAAUGGUUUAAUCAAGUUACUGGACACUGCCACCGUCGAUAAGCCAGGCAAGAGAUUGUGGUCAAAGAUGCACUAUGACUCUCUCAAUCUCACCUUGUAUUUUCAGUUUCACCCGUACGUGAUCGGGUCGCACACCUACAAGCUGAACGAGAUGAGAGAGGAGGUGGAUGUCUUGAAUGGACUCAACGAUGCCGAUUGCAACUACGUUGUAGUCAUCAGUCCAUGGGCCCACUUCGCCCAAUGGACGCGGGACAGUUACAUCGAGCGAGUCCGUCUAAUCAGGAAAGCUGUCAUUGAUCUACGGCACAGAUGUCCCGAUAUACCUUUCGUCAUCAAAGGACCCCACCCAAGGGACCAUAAAAGCUGGGAAGCCGCGAUGUUCAUAUCUGACUACAUCUUAACUCAGAUUGAGACCAUCAACCGUGAGGCCUUUGGAGGUAUCGGGGCGUUUUUCUUGCCUAUAUGGGACAUGAACCUCGCUUAUCCCGCACGCAAAAAUGUUCACAUGCCCAUGACUGUUAUUAUGGAAGAACUUAAGAUGUUUGUAGGCUAUGUUUGUGAUACUUUACAUCCACACUAAGUUGAAGAACUUAUUUGUUCCAGAUUUUCGUGACACUAUUGUACAUGUUGUGAUGACACGUGAUAUCCUGCAUUUAUAGAACUCCGUCGAGUCUGAAAACGUAACACGAAGUAGAGGUUUGUUGUUAGUUUUUUUGUUUUGUUUUUUAGAUAAACGCAGGGUUAUUGGGCGCAAAACUAUUUAACUUAACAUUGUCAAAUUCAGUUGUAAAUAUGUUUAUGCAAAGACAGGAAAAGUAUGAUAUAAGUAAGAUAUUCAAGAUUCUUUCGGUUUAACCAUUUAUUAGAUUGAGAGAAAAAAAAAUGUAUUAGAUUGAUAUGUGAUGACGUCAUGAUGAUGUCACAUUAGAGCAUGUUUGUACAGAGUUUCAUCUUCACCCUUGGAAUCGUUAAAGGAGAAAUUUUGUUUGUUUUAUAUUCACAUAUAUUUCGGUUUUUUGAAUUCACUUAACUUUGACCUUCCGUUAACCCCGGAAGUAAAGGUCAAGCAACUUCAUGUACGUAAAAUCAAGGCAUGAUAAUCAGAUCAUAGAGUCUGACCAUCAUUAUUUGUUUUGUUCAUGAGUUAUUACCGAAACAAAACGGUUCCGGUCUCUCACGGUUGAUUUUACAUGG